Molecule: messenger RNA, 991 nt
Organism: Cryptotermes secundus
Lineage: Eukaryota; Metazoa; Arthropoda; Insecta; Blattodea; Kalotermitidae
Gene: Ddrgk1
Product: DDRGK domain-containing protein 1
Exons: 6
Coding region: 80-991 (303 amino acids)
Source: RefSeq, a predicted model, not a curated record
UGUCACCAGUGUUCACAAACGUCACGAACGGUCCCGAAGACCUACGUCAAUGGUGCUGUGUAGUGUAAUGUGACGAAGAAUGGAUCUAAUUUUCUUACUUGCAAUUGCAUCUGGCUUAAUUGUUCUUAUAUUUAUUGUUGCACUUCUUAAGCACCGCACUGCCAAAGUUCCAGAAACAGCUCCAGUAAGGGGUGCACCUCCAGCAAGGGCUCACAAUGGACAAAUUCCAAGAAGGGCAAUUGGUGCACGCAAUGCAAGGGCAAGGCUGAGGGCAACAGCUCAUCAGCAUAAUGAUGCAGAUGAGGAUGGAGCUGCACAAGACCUGAUUGAAGAUAACGAAUUGCUGGAUGGGAAAAUUGGAGCAAAAAAGCGAGCCAAGCUCGAAGCAAAAGCUGAGCGCAAAGCUCAGAGAGAGGUGGAAGAGAAAUCCAGAGAGGAAAGGAAGAAGAGGCAGGAACAAGCAGAGGAGGAAAGACUGAGAGCUGCAGAGAGGGAAAAACAAGAAGAGGAGCAACGACUUGAAGAAGAAAGGAAGGCACGUGAGGAAAAGGAACGUCAAGAGCAUGAAGAGUAUUUGCAAAUGAAAACUGCGUUCAGUGUAGAGGAGGAGGGUUAUGAAGGUGGCAGAGAAGAUGAACAGAACAAUCUACUUCAGGACUUUAUAAAUUACAUCAAGAACAUGAAGGUAGUUGUGUUAGAAGAUUUGGCUGCCCAUUUUAAAUUGAAGACACAAAAUGUUAUUGACAGAAUCCAAGAGCUGCAAGUUGAAGGACUGCUUACAGGAGUUGUGGAUGACCGAGGGAAGUUUAUAUAUAUAUCACCAGAAGAACUGGAAGCAGUAGCCAGAUUUGUAAAACAGCGAGGGCGGGUAUCAAUAGUGGAGCUUGCAGAAAGCAGUAACCAGCUCAUAAAUCUGAAUCCCAACAUCAGUAAAACUGUUUCUGUUCAGNUGUUCAGAAUUGAAGGGGGGGGGGGAAAGAAAAACCAUUAA